Molecule: messenger RNA, 1101 nt
Organism: Cyclocybe aegerita
Lineage: Eukaryota; Fungi; Basidiomycota; Agaricomycetes; Agaricales; Hemipholiotaceae
Source: the annotation of a GenBank genome assembly
AUGUUCGCACCAACAUUAUUGGUGAUUCUCUUCCUGGCCGCCUUCAGUGCAGCGGCCGACUACUACAAGAUUCUCGAUGUCCACAAGUCUGCGUCCGACCGAGAUAUUAGAGCAGCAUACAAGAGACUAAGCAAAAAAUAUCAUCCAGACAAGAACAAGGCUGCAGAUGCGGAAGAACAAUUCGUGAACAUAGCUCGAGCAUAUGAAGUCUUGUCGGACUCUACAAAACGGCAAAUAUACGACCGACAUGGAGAAGAAGGGCUAAAAGCUCAUGAAGGUGGCCAGCAUCAGCAGAACCCAUUCGACGUCUUCUCAAGCUUCUUCGGCGGUCACCAACACCAACAGGCACGACGAGGUCCAUCCUCUCUGACCGAAUUCGAAGUGUCGUUAGCGGACAUUUAUAAGGGUGCCAGUAUUGACUUUAUGAUCAAGAAACGCAUCCUGUGCGACCAUUGUCGAGGGUCUGGCGCAGCCUCGGAUGGCGAUAUACACACAUGUACUGGCUGCAAUGGCGCUGGCGUUAAACUUGUGAAGCAACAAAUCUUCCCGGGAAUGUUUGCUCAAAGCCAAGUGACAUGCAACGAAUGCCACGGACGUGGCAAGGUUAUCAAGAAGGUCUGUCCUCAUUGCGGUGGAAGUAAAGUUGUCGAUCAUACCGCGCACUAUACUUUGGAUGUCACACCCGGCAUGCCCGAGGGUCAUGAAGUCGUGUUUGAAGGCGAGGCAGACGAGAGCCCUGAUUGGGAGCCGGGCGAUGUCAUCUUACGAGUGAGAAGCAAGAAGGAGAUUGGUGGCUUUAGGAGGAAAGAGACCAGCCUGUAUUGGAAGCAGACUAUCGGGGUCGAUGAGGCAUUACUGGGCUUCGAGAGGAAUAUCACGCAUCUAGACGGCAGGAAUAUUCAGAUAAAGAGGAACGGUGUCACGCAGCCAGGCUUCGUUCAGACUAUUCAGGGAGAAGGAAUGCCAUCCUACGGAGGUCAUGCGAAGGGAGACUUGUUCGUCGAAUACAGUGUGGUUCUACCGGUAGAAAUCACACCCGAAAUGCGUCGGAAAAUCAUGGAGGCUUUCCAAACACCAUCGUCGACACACGACGAACUGUGA